Molecule: messenger RNA, 546 nt
Organism: Guillardia theta CCMP2712
Lineage: Eukaryota; Cryptophyceae; Pyrenomonadales; Geminigeraceae
Exons: 2
Coding region: 1-546 (181 amino acids)
Source: RefSeq, a predicted model, not a curated record
AUGAACCCUUUGUUGAUUGACAAAGUUAUCCUUGGCCUAAUGCAGAAUGAGAACGUCAAGAAGUGCAUUGAAACAAAAAUCCCUACCGACGAAAAAUUUGAAAAGAAAUUGAAAUAUGUUGCCCGAGCAUACGCGCCGAAUGUCAAUGAAGCAUGUACUGGAGUGCAUGCAUCCAGAAUGCCUAUGAGGUCCUACAUCGCGUAUCAUUCACACGUGAAAAGAUUGAAGAGGGUUGCAGUUUCUGCGAAGCUAAUCUGUAAGACGAGGGUCAUGAAGAAAAUCUGGCUGAAGAAAAACUUGAAGAUGUUUUCCACUCGAGACCAUGGCCAUGGACUCAGUCUCAAAACUAGUCUCACCAUGAAACUCAAGCAACUUGGCCUAGACCGUGAGAACAUCAUUGCUAUGACUUUGAACUCAGAUGCUGCGCUGCUUAUCCGGAAUCUCGGUGGAGACACCAAGCAUACAGAAAUUAGUUUCACGGUGUUUGUUCCAAAGAAACACUACAGCAACUCUGAAAUUCAAUUUCUGGGAGCCCUAUCAGCCUGA